AUGGCUUCGCAUGUCAUGGGCUCCGAACGCGCUAGAUCAGUGCCUGCACUGGCUGAACAUAUCUUUCUGAGAGUAGGACGAGCCCUUGAUUCGACAGACUAUACCAGGAACGUCACGAGUGGGAGGAAAGCCAAGCCUGUGCCUACCCCAUUCGGUAUCUCUCCGGCCCUUCACUUCAUCGCAGCGCCUAAACCUGCCUAUGCCCAGAAACCCUUGAUGCCGAUAGGAUGA
Messenger RNA from Colletotrichum abscissum, 231 nucleotides. RefSeq lists its product as uncharacterized. NCBI's taxonomy places the organism in Eukaryota, Fungi, Ascomycota, Sordariomycetes, Glomerellales, Glomerellaceae. Bases 1 to 231 code for a protein of 76 amino acids. The record is from RefSeq and is a predicted model, not a curated record. The transcript has 2 exons.